CAAGUCGCGACUCGCCAGCGCAAAGUUAUUUGCAGCCAUCGGGCGCUGGUUGCUGUGUGCGAUGUGUGUCGUCGUUUCCGUCAAGCGGCGGCCGCUUCCCCGAACGGAACCGUAAGAUGGUCGCGAUCCUUCCUUCGUCACCUUCGCCACCGCCGCGGAACUUAUGAGAGCCGACAUGUCUCACCACCAGCAACCACUACGCAACGCGUAUCGUCCGGGCCCUGAAAUGCGGGGCUCUGUUCACUUGACCGCCGAAGAGAAUGAGACGGUCGUCUCGGCCUGCAGGGAUCGCAGAUGGCAGGUCAUUGCAAUGGGCAUUGCGGAAGUCUACCAGUCGGGGCCACCUCCAAGGCAUGACCGGUGGCAGCGCUGCUGCUGCGGUGUCGCCUGCUUCAUCAAGGACAAUGCUGCGAGGGCUUUCUUUAUCCGUCUUUUCGACUUUGAUAGGCGCGACUUCACCUGGGAGCAGGAGCUUUUCGUGGAAUUUACGUACAAGAGUCAGCUUCCGUACUUUCACACAUUUGAGGCAGACGACUGCCAAGCGGGUCUUAAUUUUGCGUUCGAAGACGAGGCAGCGAACUUCGGAAAUGCUAUUGAAGAGAAGCUGCGAAGUCGGCGUCAGAAGCGGGAAGAGAGGAAUAGGUUACAAAUGGCAGCCAACAAGAAUGAUCGGUCCUUUCCAGUGCACGAUCCCCGAAUUCCUACAUGUCCCAGUACAAAUGGCAUACUAAGCCAGCACAAUAAGAAAUCGAAGUCGAGCAACAAGAAGGGCAAGAAGCAGAAGGAGAGGAAGUACACAAAGGCUGACAUCAGCAACCCAACCGACUUCAAGCACAUUCAGCAUGUUGGCUGGGAUCCCGACAAGGGGUUUGACUUGGAGAACUAUGUGGACAGCAAGGAGCUAAACACACUGUUUGAGAUGGCAAUGGUCACAGAAAAGGACCUCAAGGAGCCUGGAACGCGGCAGUUCAUUUACGAGUUCAUUGCGAAGAAUGGCGGUGCAGACAUGAUCAAGGGAACAGCUGCCAAGGCAGGCCAUGGUGCAACACCUGCCGCACCUCCUGCGGUGCCUUCAAGGGAACACACAAGCGGGCCUCCAAGUCGGCCUCCACCACACGCUCAUGCCCCACCCCCGCCAAAUGGGGCUGUUCCGCGGUCGGUCCCACCCCCACCGCCAGCACGGACGGGGCAGACGCGUGCUCCACCAACUCCGCUCAGCAACGGCAGGAUGGCACGCUCCACAGCCUCCCCUCAGGCGGCCCCGCCCCCGCCUCCGCCCCCUCCGCCACCCCCCAGCAUGGGAGGCGGAGCACCGCCUCCACCGCCCCCGAUUCCAGCAGCCGCAACUGCCAAUGGUAUCGGAGGCGGAGGAGCGGGCGGAGCUGGUCAGGACGUUCGAGGAGCGCUGCUGGAGCAAAUUCGCAAGGGCAAACCGCUUAAUCAUGUUGACCCAGAGACAGAGUCCACGCACAGCACGAAUAGCAAUCCGGAUGCUCGUGGAGCAUUGCUGGACCAAAUCCGUGGGGGCAUAAGACUUAAGUCUGUACCAGACUCUGCCAGAACUUCACCAUCCGAAACUAAGUUGGAAGGCUUGGCUGGAGCUUUGGCCAGAGCGCUACAAGAACGGGCAAAAGCGUGCAUGCCUGACGACAGUGAUUCCAGUGACGAUUCAGAGUCUGAGGAAGAUGACUGGGACGACUGAGCUGCUGUCAGUGCUUUGCUGUAGUGUCCUUGGAAAACCUCCAAAUAUGAGUGACAGGCACCCUACACAUUCACCAAUUAUAUGUGGCGGCCGAAAUCAUGUUGCCAGCGCCGUCAUCAAGAUCAGUUUCGGCUACUGCUUAUUGGAUGUGAAAUAGCCAAGUGUUCUUCUGUCACAUCUCUUUAUCUGCUGCCUUUCCCAAUGUAGCAGACGACAUUGUCGUCGGCCAUUAUGCAACUGGGAGCUCUGCUGUGUACCCACACGAUGGUGACCUUAAGGACGGAGAUUUCGACUACUGCUCGUGGACACAACAAGAAUUACCGUGGAGUUACAGCAGUCUGCGACGUAUGAGCAUCAUAUUCAAGAGCACUAGCACGCACCACUUGUGUCUCUCGCGAGUGAGAAUAACUGUGCCCAGCAUUGAAAACAACCAGAUGAACUGAUCGACGUUUUUGCUCACUAAUGGGGAGAGGACAGCCUGCUAAGAGCGCAGGCUAUCGACUACUGCACGACUAUCAUUUCUGUGAACGUGGACAUGACAUGUACGUAUCCAGCACACAUCUGGAUUCGACAAGUGCACUUGUGCAAAGGCAUCAGUGGAUGCGGAGAGUGUGGUGAAACAUAUUGGCUUGUGGCCUCGAUUGCAACACCGUAGUGCUGCAAAUGGAAAAGAUGUUGCUACUGCUGCUGCCUCUGGCGCUGUUGUUGUUGUGUGGAGGAUGUUUAAAACUCCACCUGUUGUUUGUUCUGCCGUAUAACCCAACUGGCUGUUCACUGAUCAGGUUUUGCAUUUUUCGUUCUUCUAACUUAUGUUUUUUUGCAAAGACUGAUUUACUACUCCCUUUUGUGGAAAGUUUCGGGGAAAAUUUGCAAAGUAGAUGGUGCAGAAGUGAUGAUCGAUAAUUUUUCAAAUGCUUUUAUGCCUCUUGUCAACAUUUUUGUUUUCAUUUAUCCUUGAGAAAGCCUGGAACUUGGGUUUAAGAAGGGUACCUUGUUGACCAGAUACAUCAAUUAUGGUGGUUGUACAUAAUUGUCGCGUGUAAUAAAUUAAAAUUGUUUUCUUUCGUAUAGAAA
Messenger RNA from Dermacentor andersoni, 2776 nucleotides. Its product is annotated as actin nucleation-promoting factor WASL-like. Gene Ontology annotation, molecular function: actin binding. Lineage: Eukaryota; Metazoa; Arthropoda; Arachnida; Ixodida; Ixodidae. The record is from RefSeq and is a predicted model, not a curated record. Gene Ontology annotation, biological process: actin filament organization.